UGCAGUGCAGAGGGGGUGAUCUAUUAGUUAGGGCAAAAUAAGUUUACAAAUCAGAACUCACCAUAGUCUGUAACUUCAAUUAAAAUAUAUAUAUAUAUUAUUUUUACUACUUUUAGAUUGUAUUUUCUACGCAGCCAAGAUGACCACCGCAGUGGUUUCGCCUUUCUACGAUUUCAGCGAAGUAAUGAACAAGAAUGACAAGAUGCUGAAUUACAACAACAACUUACUGAGCGCCCCCCAUCAUCCGAUAUCCACCAACAUCCCCAUGUCUAUCACCAACCCCACCGGAGCCCUGCUGGAUAGGAAGGCUGUGGGGACCCCCUCGCUGGGCUGUGGGCUGUCAGUAUACAAGAGACGCCACUCUGUCACCCUCCCCAACCAUAACCCCAGCUCCAAGUUCAACCAGAACCAGUUCCUUAACAGCCUGAAGACCAUAGAACACUCCUCCUGCUCCAUCACCUCAGGGUUUAUUGGAAGUGGUAGCAGCAACAAGGAGAAUCGCAUGAGGGACCGCUCUUUCUCCGAGACGGGUGAGAGGCUCCUACAUCAGUGCCUGGGGCCUGCUAGUCCUACCAGCCUAGGAGCCCUGAGCCAGCAGCAGAGCCAGGUCAACUCCAGUCGCUACAAGACAGAGCUGUGCCGGCCGUUUGAGGAGAACGGAGCCUGUAAGUACGGCGACAAGUGUCAGUUCGCCCAUGGCUUCCACGAGCUGCGUUCUCUCAGCCGCCACCCUAAAUACAAAACCGAGCUGUGUCGUACCUUCCACACAAUCGGAUUCUGCCCCUACGGUCCUCGCUGUCACUUUAUCCACAACGCAGAGGAGCGCCGUGGACCCCCUCCCUCCCCCUCAUCCUGCUCCUCCUACUCUCCUCUCUCCUCCAAUAAGUUGGAGCGUCCUCGUCUGCAGCACAGCUACAGCUUCGCAGGGUUCCCCAGCUCUGGGGGUCUGAGAGGGGACAGCCCAACCUCCGUCACCCCUCCACCUAUGUUCUCUCCGGACGAGAUGCCUGAGUGGCCGAGCUCCAACCUCUUCACGUACUCCAGCCAGGAGCUGGCCAAUCUGUUCGGCCCCAGCCUUGGAUCCGGAGGCCACGUGGGGACUGAUCCCAAAGCCCCUGCACCCCCGUCCCAGAACAACACCCCCUACUUCUUCAGGCCCAUGUCGGAGUCCCCCACCCAGAUUUUUGCAUCUCCGUCCAGCCCGCCCCAGGACUCUCUGUCGGACCAGGAGGGGUACCAGAGCAGCUCGGGGGGCAGUCUCAGUGGGUCAGAAUCCCCCAGCCUGGAUGCCAACAGACGCCUCCCAAUCUUCAGCCGCCUCUCCGUCUCUGACGACUAGACGGAAGCUAUUUAAUGUAUCUUAUCCACGCCGCCCUUGAAAAAAGGACAGAAAGGUAUAAUGAAUGGGAAAUGGCACUCCCCUGUCCCCUCGACAACCAUCCCCUGACCCCUCUUCUCCACAAAUCAAUAUACAUUUAGUUCCUAGUUAGAAUAAGGAUACAGUGACUUGUUUUCAAAUCACCCCAGAAAUGUCUUCCUUGCUGUUACCCGCCUCCUAACUCCCCUCCCUUCACAGACCCUACCAUGUCUUCAGUCAAAACGCGAGAGGAAACGAGUGAACAAUGAGAAUGUUAGACUUUUGUUGUUUUGCCAGGUGCCACCUGUGAUUUUGUUCCUGAACGUGUAGCAGUGCAAGUGUAUCAUUGCACCACAAACCACCCCAUCCUGUUGUUGGUCACUGGCAGUUGUGUUUCUGGAAAGGAAGGAUGAGGGACGUCUUUAUUGUCUAACUGGUUAUUAAACCUUUAAGACUGUUUGUAUUAUUAGUUUUGUCCCGCCCCCUCCCUCUCCACCCCACCGCCCUCUGUGUUGUCCCGCCCCCUCCCUCUCCACCCCACCGCCCUCUGUGUUGUCCCGCCCCCUCCCUCUCCACCCCACCGCCCUCUGUGUUGUCCCGCCCCCUCCCUCUCCACCCCACCGCCCUCUGUGUUGUCCCGCCCCCUCCCUCUCCACCCCACCGCCCUCUGUGUUGUCCCGCCCCCUCCCUCUCCACCCCACCGCCCUCUGUGUUGUCCCGCCCCCUCCCUCUCCACCCCACCGCCCUCUGUGUUGUCCCGCCCCCUCCCUCUCCACCCCACCGCCCUCUGUGUUGUUCCGCAGACAGCGGGGAAUUCCAGCAUUCCCAUGGUGCACUUCUUCUAUACUUCCUGCAACUUGAGAUGGGAUCUCUAAGCUAUCCUAGUUUUCCUCUUCCCCUUACAAUCAUAAUCUGGCUUUGAGGAGUAGUCUGAUGUUAUGACAUCUCUCUGCUUCUUUCUCUAGGUUUUGAUUAUUUUUAUUGUUAUUAUGAUUAUUUGUUUGAAAACUUUCCAAACAGUUUUUGCUUAUCACUGCAUAUUUAACUUAUCGAAACAUAUUUAUUGGUGAUCAUAUGCAUUUUUUUGUUAAUUUUGUUUUUGUAUUUAUCUGGAUAAUGAACAAUAGAAUAUAUUUUCUUUAUGUUAAAUUAUGAUCUUCGGUAUUAAUCUAAAGAUUGUGAAGACAUUUUGUCAAUUUCUUUUUUCACAGUUUAAUAUAUUGUAUUACAAUGACUUUUGUUUGCAUCUACACAUUGUCAAAAUGAGACUUAAUUUAAAACAAAAAAAUGCAGAAAAAAAAGUUGAUUUAUUUAUUUGUAUACAUUUCUCUGUUCUCCCUGUUAUUGGACUGCAAUUCUAGCAAAAAUAAUUGCCACAUUCUCAAUCCGGAGCUGUCCUGUGCUCACUCUUUUUUUUAUGUUUUCUCUGACAGUAACAGUACUUUAAUGUUAUUACCUUUUUGCUGUUGUAUUCUUUGAGAUUAGGCCAACUUGGUACCAUAUGUAGACCAAACAGGAUUAUUUCAUAAAUAUGACUCAUAUCUAAAACUAAGAGGUGCAACACGUGAUGAGUAUCACCAUGUUCACUUGGACAUCCCGAUUCAGUGUGUGAAGUUUUGGGUUUAUAGUUAUGUGAAGGUCUCAGUUAAUGUAAUACAAGUAACCAGGGAUUUAGAGGAAAAGACUCCCUUUUAUUACAAGCAAAAGCUGUGACCAAAUGGUUUGAGGAGAAGUUGUCUUGUUUUUUGCACUUGCAUGGCCCCAGCUGUUAAAGUGCCUACUUUUGAAUACAUUCCAGGUAGCUAACUAAGGCCUUUUCUAUUAAACGAUGGAAGAUGAUGGUGAAAUAGUUUUUAAAUUCCUUGUUCCAUGUUUCCUUGAAGUUUUGAAUGAUGUUAAACAGGAUUACUGAAAGUAAACGAAAGUUAACUGAAAGUCAAACUGUUGAAUGUAUUUUUCCAGCCAUGGUUUUUCACUAGUCAUUUCUCUGAGUUGAUAUAAAACUGAUUUCUUUUUGUAACUAUUGAUUGCAGUUAAAACCAAUAAACCCUGUAUUUUUCAAACAA
This is a messenger RNA of Salvelinus fontinalis (brook trout), 3423 nucleotides long. RefSeq names its product mRNA decay activator protein ZFP36L1-like. The coding region runs from base 140 to 1339 and encodes 399 amino acids. Lineage: Eukaryota; Metazoa; Chordata; Actinopteri; Salmoniformes; Salmonidae. Gene Ontology annotation, molecular function: metal ion binding; mRNA binding. The record is from RefSeq and is a predicted model, not a curated record. The transcript has 2 exons.